AUGGGGGGAAGCUGCUCUGGGUUGUGGGUGAUGGAGACAGGACAGUCGGACACAGACAUGCAGCCCCUCACCUGGUUCUCUGCUGCGACCACCACAGGCUGUGUGUCCCGGGCCAGGGAGCCUCAUUUGGGCACCGUGGGGGAUGGGGUGCUCCCCAGCCAGAGGGCCCCUCCCAGCUUGGCCCUCCUCUCCCCUUCCCAGGCCCCACAGCCCAGGGCAGAGCUGGGUGUUGUCCCCGCUCCACCCCCAGACCCUGGAGUGUUGCUGCUGCCUCUGUGUACACCGGGGUCCCUGCCCGUCCUCCGGGGUCCCCCCAGCAGGUGCCGCACCCCCACAUUCCCACAGGCCCCUCAGGCUUCCUGCUGUCCCCGUUCCCACGUUCCCCUCCCCACUGGCCCUCAUCCGGUUCCCCAGCAGGGCCUGCGUCACCAGCCAACACGUGCCAGGCACAGGGGUGUCACCCACCUGAACUUGGGGUGCAGGGAGAUAGCCGGGGCUGCUGGGCCCCAAGGCGACAUCCACCCAGAGGCCAACCUCGGACCAGCAUUCCCGGCUUGCUCUGCAUCGUGCCAGGCCCUGGGCCCGCCGGGUCCCCUGCAGACCCCAUCCUGUUCCUACGGCUCCUGGGUGCCCUGUGGGCGGUGGGCCAGUUGA
Molecule: messenger RNA, 654 nt
Organism: Rangifer tarandus platyrhynchus (Svalbard reindeer)
Lineage: Eukaryota; Metazoa; Chordata; Mammalia; Artiodactyla; Cervidae
Source: the annotation of a GenBank genome assembly